Carassius auratus (goldfish) is the source of this 4611-nucleotide messenger RNA. Its product is annotated as band 4.1-like protein 3. The transcript has 26 exons. The record is from RefSeq and is a predicted model, not a curated record. Gene Ontology annotation, molecular function: actin binding; structural molecule activity. The coding region runs from base 131 to 3817 and encodes 1228 amino acids. Gene Ontology annotation, cellular component: plasma membrane; cytoskeleton. Lineage: Eukaryota; Metazoa; Chordata; Actinopteri; Cypriniformes; Cyprinidae. Gene Ontology annotation, biological process: cortical actin cytoskeleton organization; actomyosin structure organization.
ACACUCACACACAGUUUAAAUCAUAUUUCUGUAUUUCUCUGGCCUCUGAAUCCCUUCUGAUCCGUCUGACCGUGAUGAUGAUGAUGAUGAUGAUGGACUCCUGGAUGGACCUCAAUCUGUUUGAUUUGAAAUGACGACAGAACCAGAGAGCCAAUCAGAGCAGCAGGGGGCCAGUGCGGCUCCGCCCCAUUCAGCCCCGCCCCUCGAUAACCAGCUCCCUCCAGCCGCCGCCCACAGCACACCUGUGAGGAAAGAGCAGGGCGCUGGAGCUGAGGACGACGGCACGUCACACUGGUCCUCCUCCAGUAAACUGACCCGAUCUCCAGUCAAGAUCAGCCGGAAACCCAGGAACAUGCAGGUGAAGGUGGCUCUUCUGGACGGCUCUGACUACACCUGUGUGGUGGAGAAGCGUGAUAAAGGUCAGGUUCUGUUCGACAAAGUCUGCGAGCAUCUCAAUCUUCUGGAGAAAGAUUACUUUGGUGUCACAUUCCGUGAUGUGGAGAAUCAGAAGAACUGGCUGGAUCCUGCCAAAGACAUGAAGAAGCAGAUCAGAGGCGUCGCCUGGAAUUUCUCCUUCAGCGUGAAGUUUUAUCCUCCUGAGCCGGCGCUGCUUUCUGAAGACAUCACCAGAUAUUACCUGUGUUUACAGCUGCGGGAUGAUAUCGUCUCGGGUCGUUUGCCGUGUUCGUUCGCCACACACACGGUUCUGGGAUCGUAUACGGUUCAGUCGGAGCUGGGCGAUUAUGACCCGGACGAGUACAGCUCCGACUACGUCAGCGAGUUUCGUUUCGCGCCUCAUCAGACCAAAGAGAUGGAGGAGAAAAUCAUGGACCUGCACAAGAACUACAAAGGAAUGACGCCGGCUGAAGCUGAAAUGCAUUUUCUGGAGAAUGUGAAGAAACUGUCUAUGUAUGGAGUCGACCUUCAUCAUGCAAAGGAUUCAGAGGGGGUGGAGAUCAUGUUGGGCGUGUGUUCCUCCGGGCUCCUCAUCUACCGCGACAGACUUCGCAUCAAUCGCUUCGCCUGGCCUAAAGUCCUCAAGAUCUCCUACAAACGCAAUAACUUCUACAUCAAGAUCCGUCCAGGCGAGUUUGAGCAGUUUGAGAGCACGAUAGGCUUUAAACUUCCCAACCACAGAGCAGCCAAGAGACUGUGGAAGGUUUGUGUGGAGCAUCACACGUUCUUCAGGUUGGUUUCUCCAGAGACUCCUCCUAAGAAGUUCCUCACACUGGGUUCUAAGUUCCGCUACAGCGGCAGAACUCAGGCUCAGACCAGACGAGCCAGUUCCCAGAUCGUCCGUCCAGCGCCGUACUUCGAGCGUUCGACCAGCAAGCGCUACACGAUGUCACGGAGUCUGGAUGGAGCUCAGCGGACACCAGUCAACACAGCCACAGUCAAUGUAAAUGGCACUAGACCAACAGAGAUGGGUACGGCCUUGUACGGUGCAGCCAAAGGCAUCGCCAUGAGUGACCUCAUCACCACAAUAACACCGGAGAAGAAAGUGGAGGAGACGCACGAGGAGGAGCGUGAGGAGGCUCGACCGGUGUUAGUGGAGAGUGCAGUGCUGCUGGAGGAAGAGGACGAGACAACGAAAGCCACGGAACCAUCGCUGCCAAGCCCACAGACACCGGCCCGACAGGACACACGGACUGAUCUCACAGACACUGCUGUCGAUGAAGAGUUAACGGCCACAGAGUCGGAUCAGGAGGACGAAUCUGAAGCAAAGACGCAGCACAGUUUCAUAAGGCGAAUUAAAGGACAGAAUGUGUUUGUGAGACACAGUAAACUGAUGUUAGAGGAAAUGGAGCGAACGCCAGACGAGCUGCUGAAGCAUCAGACCAACAUCAGCGAGCUGAGGCGGACGUUCCUGGAGGGAGGACAGGACCGGACGGCUCUGACCGAGUGGGAGAAGCGUCUGUCCUCGUCCCCGCUGCGAUCUCCACGUCUGGACGAAGCGCCCAUGAUCGAGCCGCUGGAGCCGGACGAGAUCAAACAGGAAGCAGCGGUGAAGAUACAGGAAAUGGCAGCAGCAGCUCUGGAGCCACAGGAAGAGAAGGUUGAUGUGGAGUCUGACGGGUGGGUCAUUAUAAACAAGGUUCCUCCGUUUGAACCAUAUAAACAUCCUCCAGUCGAAGCUGAAACAGUUUCUCGUAAGAUACCAGAGAAGGUUUCUACCACAGUACAAGAACACCGUCCUCCAGUUGAGCCAGACAAACCCUCGUCCGCCAAGCUUCUUCCAGAGAAAACUCCUUCUAAGGUUCCAGAAAAGGUUUCUACCAUAGUACAGGAGACAUUUUCUCCAGAAAAACCUUUGUUUGUAUCUGAAGAGGUUCCUCUUCCGAAGAUACCAGAAAAAUUUCCUCCAGAAAAACCCUCGUCUGGCGUAUCUGAAGAGCUUCCUCCAGAAAAUACUCCUUUUAAGAUUCCAGAAAAGUUUCCUCCAGAAAAACCCUCGCCCUCCGUAUCUGAAAAGUUUCCUUCAGAAAAACCCUCGCCCUCCGUAUCUGAAGAGCUUCCUCCAGAGAAAACUUUUUCUAAGAUUCCAGAAAAAUUCUCUCCAGAAAAAACCACAUCCGCCGUACCUGAAGAGCUUCCUCCAGAGAAAACGUUUUCUAAGAUUCCAGAAAAGCUUCCUCCAGAAAAACCCUCGCCCUCCGUAUCUGAAGAGGUUCCUCCAGAGAUAACUUUUUCUAAGAUUCCAGAAAUAUUUCCUCCAGAAAAACCCUCAUCCGAUGUACCUGAAGAGCAUACUCCAGAGAAAACUCCUUUUAAGAUUUCAGAAACAUUUCCUCAAGAAAAACCCUUGUCCACCGUAUCUGAAGAGCUUCCUCCAAGGAAAGCUCCUUCUAAGAUUCCAGUAAAGGUUUCUACGAUAGUACAAGGAACUUUCCCCCCAGAAAAACCUUCUUUGAUUGUAUCUGAAGAGGUUUCUUCAAAGAAGACUCCUCCAAAGGUCCCAGAAAAGGUUUCUACGGUGGUCCAAGGAAAGGUGGAACUCAUAAAGUUUCCUUCUGUUGGUUCUUCAGAGGAUGUUCCUCCUAAAGUACCACCAAAAGUCCCCCCGAAGGUACCAGAGAAGAAACACUUAGCAAGCUACAGAUUCAUAUCGGCCUCGUCCGGUAAACCUCCAGAAGAUAAACUCCCCGGAUCUCUAGAAGGUUUCUCUGUUGUCAGCAGAUCUUAUGAGUCCAGUAAGAUGCGUCUCCGCUCUCCUGUGGAUCUCUCCAGAACGUCUCAGACGGCUCGAGUGCCUAAGCCCAGUUUUGAUGAGAUGUCUCCUGAGCUCACUGCGCUCUUGCAGUCCACUCGCAGCUGGGCUCCGUCUGAGUCUGCCGCUUCAAUAGCGUUACACAAGCCAUCAGAGAGUCCAGAGAGUCAUCCGACUGAAGAAGAGGAUCAGCAGCCGCCGGCGGAGGGACUUCAGCCUCAGUCUGGCGUGGUGAGUUUCUCAAGGACUCUUUCAGGGGACACGGACACACAGGACACAUCUGUGAUCCACACUGAGAUGAAGACCAUCACAUACGAAUCCCUGCAGGGCGAAACGGAUGGAGAUGCUGAUCCUGGCAUUCUGCUGAGCGCUCAGACCAUCACAUCAGAAACCAGCAGCACCAGCACCACCACACACAUCACCAAGACGGUGAAGGGCGGCAUCUCAGAAACACGGAUUGAGAAGAGAAUCGUGAUCUCAGGAGAUGCAGACAUCGAUCAUGACGAGGCUCUGGCUCAGGCCAUUAAAGAGGCUAAAGAACAACAUCCCGACAUGUCAGUGACCAAAGUGGUGGUGCAUAAAGAGACGGAGAUCACGCCAGAGGAGUGAUGCAGGAUUAACAUCAUCUUCACGCUUUCUGGAGGAACUCAUGUGUUCAUGCUGUGGAAAAUGAAGGAUGCUUUAGAGAAAUCAACACGGGAACAGCAGCAUAAACUAAUAAAUCACAGUAAACAUUGUCUGAACACAACUGGAGUAACACACACACACACACGCGCUUACAGACGCCGCACUGGAUCACUGUUACUGCAUGACAAGGGAACAAUUCUGCUUUUUCUGAGGAGACUACAGUAUAAAGACAAUUUAGAAAAUGCUAUAUGAGCGCAGUGUAUAGUCAAACCACGAGCUUAUCAUAAAGGGACUGAAAAAUAUGUGUGAGAAGAAAUAAUGGUUACAGAUAUCUACAUUUAUUUAUUCUACUGAAUACUGCUCACUUUAAAAAAGGAAAAACUUUGCACAAUAUUAAACCGCGCAAAGAUGUGCCAUCCAAACUCCGUCGGUUCAUCUCUGAUCUGCUCACGUUAAAUAUUACAUGUUCAUUAUGAGAAUAUGACUGUGUCACACAUGUAUGUUAGAGACGUGUUAUGUUGUUUUACUUUAGGUAUACACCUGUUUGUUUCCUUUUGAAAACUGUCCCUUGUGAACGUUGAGCUUAGAGGAAUGAAACUCUCCAGAGCUGCCCUGAAAUAUCAAUCCCAGAGUUCUCCCUGCCCACAUCUGAGCCUUAAACUGUACAGAACCCCAUGAAUGUUUAUGUCCUUGUUUGGUUUCCAAUGCAAUGUCGCUGCCCUGCUGACUGUUUCCAACUCAAGCAACUCAAUAAAAUCUCAAUUCCAUUUCUGAUC